AUGGUAACAAUAAAUUCAGAAUUAGAACAUUUACCACAUAUUGAUGAAAAUAUUAGUCCAGAAGAAAGGGCUCAAAUUGAAUAUUUAAUAAGAUUAGAAUUAGCUAAUCAAUUUAAUAAUAAUAUGAAUAAUUUUGCUCAUCAUUCACCUCAAGAUCAACAACAUUUAAAUAUACUACAUCCAUCGCUACAUCAUCUGAAUCCUUUAAAUAAUCAUCCUCAAGGCACAAAUAUACUAAAUCGUCAACAAACACCACAAGAUAUUAUUAAUGAUCCAAUAAAUAGAUUAACUCCACAAUUACAUCACCAACAACAACAACAAUUUCUAGAUAUAGAUUUAAAUAAUUUACCAAUACAUCCAAUGGUUGAUAGAUUAUUAACACCUACAAAUACUUUACCAUCUAAUAGUUUAUUGAAUAUGAGUAUACAACAUUAUGAAGAAGAAGAAUUGGAAGAAGAUGAUGAUAUGGAUGAAGAUGAUACUAAUAUUGUUGGUGGAGAAAACAUACAACAACAACAACAACAACAACAACAGCAACAACAACAACAACAACAACAACAAAAAGGAAUUGAUUUAAAUAAAUAUACAAAUUUUAAUAUGAAAUCUCCAUUAGAAGGUACAUCAAUACAAAUUGAAAAUAAUGAUAUAAAUAAUAAUAUAAAUUAUAAUAAUUUAUAUACUACAUUAAGUCAUGCAUCAAUUCAACAAAGAAAUUUAAAUUUGUUAAUAAAUAAUAAAAAGGAUUUAGAAAAAUCUCAACAAUUACAUUUAAAUCAAUUAAAAGAAAUAAAUGAAAAUUUAAAUAUAAAUUUAACCAAAAAAAGAUCAAUGAUUGAUGAAUUACAAAAUGAUGAAAAUUUAAAUUUAAAAAGACAUAAGUUACUAAAUCAACAGCAAUCAGAAAAACAAAAUUUAGAUCAACAAUGGAAAAAUAGUAUAAAUACCGCAUUAGAAUUAAAUAUUCAAGCAGCUACUGCAGCUACUGGUCCAAGUGGUAUAACGAAUACAAACAAUCAUGGUUCUCCUGUUGUUGCUUCCGCUUCUGCUUCGAUUGUUGAUUUCGAGUAUGACGAAUAA
This is a messenger RNA of Lodderomyces pseudojiufengensis, 1077 nucleotides long. RefSeq lists its product as uncharacterized. The transcript has a single exon. The coding region runs from base 1 to 1077 and encodes 358 amino acids. The record is from RefSeq and is a predicted model, not a curated record. Lineage: Eukaryota; Fungi; Ascomycota; Pichiomycetes; Serinales; Debaryomycetaceae.